This is a messenger RNA of Gracilinanus agilis (Agile Gracile Mouse Opossum), 669 nucleotides long. It is a transcript of the gene SELENOH, whose product is annotated as selenoprotein H. Gene Ontology annotation, cellular component: Golgi apparatus. The record is from RefSeq and is a predicted model, not a curated record. NCBI's taxonomy places the organism in Eukaryota, Metazoa, Chordata, Mammalia, Didelphimorphia, Didelphidae. The transcript is spliced from 4 exons.
GCAGUCCGGGGUCGCUGAGCUAGGAGGCGCGCGGGGAUUCCAGGUCCGCGGUCUGCACGUGUGUGGGUCUCACCGGUGCCUCGGUUCCACAUCCCUUCCAGGACUCGGGUGCUAUGGCUCCCCGCGGGAGGAAGCGUAAGGCGGACGUGGCUGCAGCUGGCUUAGCCGAGAAGCCAGAGAAGCUGGCGCAGGGCGGCGAGGAGGGCGCGGGAGAAGCCCGCGUGGUCAUCGAGCACUGCCAGAGCUGACGUGUGUACGCGCGCCACGCCGAGGCCGUGGGCCAGGCACUGCGCCUCGCCAGGCCAGGGCUGCCCGUACUGCUGAACCCCGCCAAACCCCGCAGGAGCAGCUUCGAGGUGACGCUGCUGCGCCCCGAUGGCAGCCGAGUGGAGCUCUGGAGCGGCAUUAAGAAGGGGCCCCCACGAAAACUGAAGUUUCCUGAGCCAGCGCAGGUGGUGGAGGAGCUGAAGGCCCGGUUGGUUUAAGCGAGGCCAGCGCAGGACUUCCACGAGGAGCUGCCUGUCCCCAGUGAGUUUGGAGCGUCCAUGAUGGAACCUGACCAAAUCUGCCAGUCACGUCCCUGAAGCUCGGGCUCCUUCCCCUGGAAUGGCGGCGCUGCGUGGCGUCCGGCGAUGUUGUUACAUUGUUAAUAAAAGGCUUUGAUAGGAA